CGGCAUUACUGUCAAUAAUAUAAAUAAUAAUAAUUAAACCCAAUGUUAAGAACUACGGAUUUUUAAAACAGUAGAUAAUUAUAUCGCGAAAACAAGUAUGGAAGAAAAUGACACUGCAAGCAUUAAUGACCAAAUAAUAAAACCGAUAAAUAAAGAUACUGUACACAGAAUAUGCUCUGGUCAGGUUGUGUUAAGUUUGGCAGUCGCUAUGAAAGAAUUGGUUGAAAACUCCCUUGAUGCAGGUGCCACUAUUAUAGAUAUAAAUUUAAAAGAAUAUGGCUCUGAAUUACUUGAAGUAAUCGACAAUGCCAGCGGAGUUAAGGCUGAAAACUUUGAAACAUUAACCUUAAAACAUUAUACUUCAAAAAUACGCGAGUUCGAUGAUUUACAAUCAUUAGAGACACUUGGUUUUAGAGGGGAAGCAUUAAGUUCCCUGUGUGCAUUAUCUGAUUUGGUGAUUAUCACCAGGCACGAAUUAUCUCAAUGUGGAACCAAAAUUGUAUAUGAUAGAAAUGGCAAAAUAGUUGAGCAAACACCACUAGCCAGAGGAAAAGGUACUACUGUUACAUUAACUAAACUGUUUUCAACGUUACCAGUUAGACGUAAGGAGUUAAUGAAGAACUUAAAAAAGGAAUUUAAUAAAAUGUGUCAAAUGUUAUAUGCAUAUUGUUUGGUAUCCAAAGGUGUUAAAUUCACGUGUACAAAUACUCUCACUUCUGGUUCAAAGAAUACGGUUGUAGCUACCGAUGGCAAAGAUACAAUUCGAGACAAUAUUAUUAACGUUUUUGGUUCCAAACAGAUAUCGUCAUUAAUAGACGUAGCACUGGUUCUUCCAACAGAGGAAAUUCUAACAGAAUUUGGAGUAAAACAAUUUUUAGACGAACCUUUACCGUUUGAUUUGGAGUUUUUGAUUUCUAGCGUUAUCCACGGCUCUGGUAGAAGUGCUAAUGAUCGACAAUUUUAUUAUAUCAAUUCCAGACCUUGUGAGCCUUCUAAAAUUAUGAAGUUAGUUAAUGAAGUAUAUAAAUCUUACAAUUCUCAUCAGUAUCCGUUUGUUUAUUUGAAUAUUUCUACAAAGUCAGUAUUUGUGGAUGUCAACAUAACUCCAGAUAAAAGACAAGUAUUUUUAGAAAACGAGAAACUUCUAUUAGCUGCAAUAAAGUCUUCCUUAUUGGCAGUUUGUAAACAGUUUCCUUCUACGUAUAAAAUGCAAAAUUUAAAUCUUUCUGCAUUUACACCAGUAGAUAAGGGUGUCAAGAGAAGUCUGACUGAUAGUUCGAUAAAACAAGGAAGUAUUACAGAACGUUUUAAAAAACGAUCAAAGACUGACGAAAGCUCCGAAAAAUCUAAAGUUUCAAUAAAAGAUUUUACUGCCAAGCCCAAAGAUAAAGAAAGUAUAAGUAACGGUAUGGGUUUUAAAGUAGAAAAGAAUAUUUUAGACGAAUCUCAAGAGAAGUUGGACGAACUUAUUGGAAUCGCGUGUAAACUUGCCAAAGAAGAAAAAAAUGAUGAGAGUGAUCACAGUUCAAACUUUAGUGAUUGUAUAGUAGACAAUAUCGUAAUAAGUCUUGAUCAACCGGUGAAUAGAAUUCAAAGAAGGUCUAAAAUAUUUAAUAUAACUUUGGAUGAAAUAAAAAAAUGCAAAGAAGUACCUGAUCAUACUUCAAAAAAAAGUAUUAAAGUUAAAUUCAGAUCUGAAAUUAAAUCUGAACAGAACAAAAGUGCAGAAGAAGAACUGCAGAAACAAAUUAGUAAGUCAGAUUUUAGAGAUAUGGUUAUAAUAGGUCAAUUUAACAAAGGUUUUAUAAUCACUAAAUUAAACGAUGAUUUGUUCAUUAUUGAUCAACAUGCUACCGAUGAGAAAUACAAUUACGAACAACUGCAGCUAAAUACCGUAAUAGAUUCGCAAAUACUUGUGAACCCCAAACCUUUGGAAUUGACCGCAGGAAACGAAUGUAUAUUGAUUGAAAAUUUACAUGUAUUUAAGAAACACGGAUUUUCCUUUAAAAUAGACCAGGACGCUCCUUGUACUAAGAAAGUUUCUUUGAGUGCUAUUCCAAUAAGUCGAAGUUUUGUAUUUUCUAAAGAAGAUAUAAUUGAAAUGUUAUAUAUGUUGCAGGUUUCGAGUCAAUCAUGUGUACCUAGCAAACUUAAAAAGAUGUUUGCAUCAAGAGCUUGCAGAAAAUCUGUAAUGAUUGGUACUGAUCUCAGCAAAACGGAUAUGAAAAAAUUGAUAGAUCAUAUGGGAGAGAUUGAUCAACCAUGGAAUUGUCCUCAUGGUAGACCCACGAUGCGACAUUUAAUAAAUUUACGUCUAUUAGAUCGAAAUAAAUGAUUGUAUAAAAUCUGGUUUUUAAUUAUACUAUAAAAUGUUU
Diabrotica balteata is the source of this 2375-nucleotide messenger RNA. NCBI's taxonomy places the organism in Eukaryota, Metazoa, Arthropoda, Insecta, Coleoptera, Chrysomelidae. The record is from the annotation of a GenBank genome assembly.